AUUGUGAUGACAACAACAGGAAUCGUAAAUAAAACUGGAAACAUAUUCUCAAAUGAUUUUUAAGUUCCAUUUAGAGCAAUAAACUUGUGAUUUAAAUAAUAAUAUGGAUGAUCCUGAAGCCGCAUUACAAAGCAUUUGUUGUACUUGUUUAAGUGUUAAUAGAAAAUUAACACAACUUUGCAGGGUUGAAAAUGGUGUCAACAGUUUGUUUUUUCUACUUUCUCACGACUCAGAGGCUUAUAAGGCAAUGUUCCAAAAGGCAGCUAUUCAUCUGUAUAUCUGUUGGGAGUGCAGCGCCUUGAUGCGUAGGUUCUGCAAGUUCAGGGAUCAAGCCUGCAUCGCACAGAAACAGCUAUCCAACAUCACCGAUGGGAGACUUGAUGUAAAAAUGCACGAUACACUAUCAAAACUAUCUCAUUAUCACCAAAAUUCAUAUAACGAUACAAUUGUAUCGAAUGAUGAUAUUCCAUACAAUUUCAUUGACUGCGGACCAGAUAUCGAUUACAUAAAGACUGAAUUAGAUAACGAUAUUCCUCUUCUAGAAAUACCUAUUUUAGAAACUAACAUUAUAGAAAGAACAGUCAAUAAUAUAACCGAAGAUAAGCAAAAUGAAACAAGAGUUGAAGAUGAUCAGCAGUUAAAGAUUGAAAUAAAACCUCUUAUGAAGAACAUGAAAUCGAAUUUAAAAAAAGAAAAUACAGAUAAGAAAGAUAGGCUGAUGAGAAAAAGAAAAAAAAUGUUAUCGAAAGAGGUUGUUAGUUCGGAUGAAGAAGUUAAUUAUUCUGCCAUCGAAAUGUCUGAGAAGGAAAUGUUGGAAUGUCGAGAUGCUAAGAAGUUUCUGGGGAGUUAUGUGAAUGCGACAAACAAGUGUGAAUCUUGUGUUGAAGGUUUUAAAGACUAUAAUGAAUUGGAGAAGCAUAAUUUGGAGUUACAUGUGCAGAAACCGAGGUAUAUACAAUGUGAUAUAUGCCUCGUUUAUAUAAAGUACUGGUGGCUCGCUGAACAUAGGAAGGAACACUACACGAUAUACAAAUGUAACUUCUGCGACCACACGACGGCGAGUACGUUGGAUGUGCUGAAACACCUGAAGACUGUCCACGGUACCGGCAACGUUGUCUCAAGGAUAUGGCAGAGGGUGAAACGGAGAGCCGUCCAAACCAAUCCGGCUCUGAAAACACGAAGGACCGAAAAGCCGGAAGUUAAGACGCCUUUCGGAUAUUUGUGUUACGAGUGCAAUAAAUAUUUCGAGAACAAGUACUUAAGAUACAAACACAUCUUGAAAUUCCAUAGAGAAGGGUUUAAGUGCAAAACGUGCGGCAAGACAUUCGCGUUCAAGAACACACUGAACAAACACGAACAAGUUCACGCCCCCCCACUCCCGAGGGAGAAAUGUUCGAUAUGCGACAAAAUGGUGCGAAUAGAUCGAGUAAAGACCCACGCUAGAAUACACAGCGAAAGGAAGCCGUUCGACUGCGUUGCGUGCGAUAAACGCUUCGUAUCGCUCGACUCGUAUGAAAAGCAUUUGAAGAAUUCGAGCGUUCACGCAGUUCAUGACGUUCACAAAUACAAAUGCACGAUGUGCGAAAAGGGCUUUAGAACGAUAACGGAAUUGAACGAUCAUACGAAUUACAUACACAUGAAGAGAACGCACCACAAAUGUCCAAUUUGCAAUAAGGCGUUAGCGACGCGUCGCGGCGUCACCAGACACGUGAGACGAGCUCACCAGGGGCUCAAGGAGAAGAUAGGAGAUAAGAUACUUUGUCAGACGUGUGGCAAAGCGUUCCGGGAUAAAAAGUGCCUCCAAGAACACGAGUUAAUACAUACCGGCGAGAAACCUCUGUCUUGUGAUAUCUGUGGCCGCACAUUCAGACAGAGCGCUUGUUUGUACACACACAAGCGCAGAGUGCACAAGAUAGCACCGAAACGACAGAUUAUACACACUGAAGAAGCGAAUGUUUUGAAUAUUAAAGUUUUAUAAAUUUAUGAAAUGA
Messenger RNA from Nymphalis io (European peacock), 1991 nucleotides. RefSeq names its product zinc finger protein 714-like. The coding region runs from base 104 to 1978 and encodes 624 amino acids. Lineage: Eukaryota; Metazoa; Arthropoda; Insecta; Lepidoptera; Nymphalidae. The record is from RefSeq and is a predicted model, not a curated record. The transcript has 10 exons.